GUACGGUAAAAUCAUACAGUUUGUGAAUUUGGCAGCGAAAAAUAAACUUGAAAUUCUGCGUUAUAUAACAGGAGACGGAAAAGAAAGGGAAUAAAACCAGUAUUUUGAGGUUAAACCACAGUAUUUUUUUUUUGGUAUUUUGUGCAGUAAAAUUGUGCGACUAUUCAGAAAUGCAAGAUCUUAUGUAAAAUGGUGUAAGAUGAACCAUAACUUUGUCUGGACACAUAUUCGUCAAAACAAUACAUAAAUGUGAAAAACGUAAAAACUAUGGAGGAAAAGAACUAGCUGUUAACGGAUUUGUCUUACUCAAUUUUUUAAGGAGAGUUGUUUAAAAAAGCAGUGGAAAAUACACACAUUUGGUAAAAUGUCUUAUUAGUAUACAGAGGGAGUACCAAUAUUAAGUGAGGCUUUGGAAAUAAUUAAUUCAUGAAUGAAAAUUUCAUUGACGACCUAAACGGGCUUACCCCCUUCCCGGACUCUCCACACAACAUGUCCGAAGUUUUGCCCGGGGAGAGAAGUAUAACUUCAGUACUUAACGACACGGGAGGAGGUGAACUGGUCAGGACAGGGAGCCCCAACUUUGUGUGUACAGCCCUUCCCUCUCACUGGAGAUCCAACAAGACUCUCCCCCUGGCCUUCAGGGUCGUGGCCCUGGGGGAUAUAAAGGAUGGGACUAAGGUCCAAGUCUCCGCGGGAAAUGAUGAAAAUUUCUGUUCUGAAUUAAGGAAUUGCACGGCAUAUAUGAAGAAUCAAGUGGCAAAAUUUAACGACUUGCGUUUCGUUGGACGUAGCGGACGCGGAAAAAGUUUCACAUUGACGAUUACAGUAUGCACACACCCUCCCCAAGUUACUCUUUAUCAGAAGGCCAUAAAAGUCACAGUAGACGGACCACGAGAUCCGCGCAGCAAAAUCAAACUGCGGACGGACGAUCGUCGGGUUCGAGGUCCUCUCGACAUGCCUUCGGACAGAAAUCCAUUUCCGAAUCCUUUGGAAUCCACUCGAUUUACACAACACAUGUCUGACUGGGGUCCAGUCCGCAGACCUACGUCACAUCCGGGGGAUGCUUCCAGACGACUACAGUCCGCAGAUUCCAAUGGUUUCCAUCACAAUGAUCCACUCGCGAAAAGAAAUCAUUGGGGAUUCGAUCCCUCUCCGUACCCCUCCAUCACCACCCACGCAUCAGUCCCACCCUAUACUCAGUCUCAAGGACUAUCUGUCACAGGUAAAAUUUUCAGAAGACAUCAAAUUACCCCUGCCACUCCCAUCACUCAACCAAUGGAGCAGGUGCUUCAAGACAACAGAAUUCCAAUUAUGUCCAAGGAUAGCACCCAGUUAGACAUUUUACCCCCAAAUCAGGAUAGAUCAAUGCCUGUUAUUAUUCCAGACCCCCAGCGAGCCGACGGGACUACUCUAGAACAAAGAUCGUCAUCACUUGAUCAACAACUUUCGCUGUUCCAGAGAUUUCCUGAACACAGAAUGUCCGAGUCUCGUUUUCAAGAUUCCAGACACCUGUUUGGUUCCUCCAGUUUACCGCCAUAUCCAUCUACAAAUUCGAAUCUCGCAAUUCUACGCGAAAGUGCUAUUUUAAGAGCCUCUGAAAACAUUUCUAGAGAAAUUAAUCGUGAAAUAUCAUUGCCUAUACCUGGGUCCCAUAAUAGUUACCCCAUGAUGACCACAAACGAAAUUCUGGAUCGAAUCAACCCACCAACGACCAUGACGUCAUCAUAUUUGAGCACAUCUCCAACAUUACCUUUUUAUCCACAUAUUUAUUCAAAUCAGCCACCCAUGCAAUCCAGUAUACUAUUUCCAGAAGAAAGAACAUACGCAAUUUUAGGUCAGAGGUCACAGGAAAUUAACACAGUGAGAGCAGACCGGCCUCUCUCUGGAACCCCGCCGCGCUUGCCCAUCGAGGGUCCAAACAGACAAAUGCUUCGAGACGACGUUGAUGAACGAUCAAGAAUGGAAGCAGUUCGCGCAAAUAUCAUGCAGCCAAUGGAAACUCACGUAACAGACGCCAACAAUUCUCCCGUUCGCCAAGGCGGGAAUUUGAAUACCGUUGCUGACGUUUCAUCAGUAUGGCGACCAUAUUGAGGACAAUCAUAUACACUUUUUCCCUGCAACUUCCCAUGUUGCUAUUGUAAUUUUCACAGUCUUGUUGAAAGCAACAAAGUGUUUUUCUUCGCUGAAUUUGACAGUUGUUUUCGAAAAGAAGGCUAGCGCAUGAGUUUUGAGGAAAUGACGUCGAUCAGACGGAUUUGAACAGACGUGAUAUUUUGUUGAUGUACAGAUGUACAGUGUAUGUAGCACGAGAUAGAGGAGACUGAUACUGAUUUGAUGGUGCUUGAAGACGGUGUAUUUUGAGGACAUUGUCCUGUAGAAUCAGCUUUGGUUCUGUGAUCUCAAUUUGCGUUGAUUUACGCUUGAAAUGUACAACGUGUUUAUUCUCGAAUGUUGUGUUAAAAGUCCAGUGUUUUUGAUCUCAAAGAUUUGUGAAAAGUUAACUCUCUUUGUACCUUUUUAUAAAAUUGCGAACUGUGAACAUUGUGCUAAAUAUGGAAGAUAAAUUUUCAGAUUGUAUUCAUUAGCUUUGCCACAUGUCCUUGAAUUUGUGCAAGGACUUUUUUGACAAGUUCAAAUGUUGUAAAUUUUUAACGAUUUAUAUUACAAUCAAUUUUGCCAAAGAAAUCCCUUGGGAUGAGUAAAACUUAGAAAUGAAUCACGAAAACAGAUUGUCUUUAAUGAAAGAUGGAAAGUAUUAUAGAAAAUGUUUGUACAUCCCGUUCAUAUAUUUAUUAAGAUAUCCCGUUAUUUUCAUUCCACUUUUCAAUUUUUUGUGUCUUUUUAUGUGAUCUUUCCAUGUUUUCAAGAUUAACAACAAAAUUCCUUUUAUAAGUCCACCUCUAUUUUUUAUUGUCGAUAAUGUUGUCUUGUUUUUGGUAUGGUAUCCUUGAAUAUCAUACAGAUAUCCUGUACGACAUUUGUAUUUAACCGUUUUGAAGAUUAAUAUGUCUACCUUCCUUAAAAGGUUACUCAUAAAAAAUCACCUUAUUGUAUUUUUAGACCAAUUUGUCUCUGAAACAAACUUUUAAAAAGAAAAUCAAGUAUAGAAUGGUUUUAGAAAUUACCAUGAUUUUAUCAGUUUACGAGUUCUCUCUGUCUAGAUAUUUUUGACGAAAGUGCUGUUAAAUCUUAGACUCUGGUCUCUGAUGAAUUGUUUUGAUACUCUUUUGUAUUUUUUCGCUUUAGUGCUGUCUGUUUUCGUGUAUGUCCGCACUUUUGUGUGGUUAUUCAAUAAAAUGUUGAUAUAUGUAA
This is a messenger RNA of Saccostrea cuccullata (small rock oyster), 3312 nucleotides long. RefSeq names its product runt-related transcription factor 1-like. Gene Ontology annotation, cellular component: nucleus. The transcript is spliced from 6 exons. Gene Ontology annotation, molecular function: ATP binding; RNA polymerase II cis-regulatory region sequence-specific DNA binding; DNA-binding transcription factor activity, RNA polymerase II-specific. The record is from RefSeq and is a predicted model, not a curated record. NCBI's taxonomy places the organism in Eukaryota, Metazoa, Mollusca, Bivalvia, Ostreida, Ostreidae. Bases 427 to 2091 code for a protein of 554 amino acids. Gene Ontology annotation, biological process: regulation of DNA-templated transcription.